GUUUACAAACAAAAUUUGCCCAUUCGAAUGACUACAAAAUAUUAAUUUUUAAAGAGCUUCAAUACAAAAAAAAAUGGACAAAGAUAAAGCAAAAUUAGAUCGGGCCCUUGCCGCCAACCAUAACCUCCGGCUGGCCCAGCAGUUGAAAACGGUACAACCCGGCCAAACGCUGACCGAGGCCCAGAAGCAAGCGUUUCAGGCGCUGAUGCGUAUGGCACACGACCCGAACAACUUCCGGUGGAACAAGCGCGUUGAGCAGAUGAAAGCUAACAAGGAAAAGGAAUGGGCCCAAAAUCGGCAAAAGCUGGAACCAGUAGCGGCCAGGCGUGUCGAGGUGCCCGGGAAGCCGAUAUUAGAAGAACCGAAACGACCACGUUUGCGGGAUCAAAUCAGAGAAGCGCGAAAGAAAGCAGCGUUUCCGUUGCGACCGCAGGUUCCGAGUGACCGGGCCCGGCGUUACGGGUUUAUUCCGACGUCCCAGCGGCAAACGGAUGUAAAAUCCUAUGCAAAGGUUUAA
Molecule: messenger RNA, 517 nt
Organism: Culex pipiens pallens (northern house mosquito)
Lineage: Eukaryota; Metazoa; Arthropoda; Insecta; Diptera; Culicidae
Exons: 2
Coding region: 74-517 (147 amino acids)
Source: RefSeq, a predicted model, not a curated record